Messenger RNA from Saccharomyces kudriavzevii IFO 1802, 2220 nucleotides. RefSeq names its product Aim44p (gene AIM44). The coding region runs from base 1 to 2220 and encodes 739 amino acids. The record is from RefSeq and is a predicted model, not a curated record. NCBI's taxonomy places the organism in Eukaryota, Fungi, Ascomycota, Saccharomycetes, Saccharomycetales, Saccharomycetaceae. The transcript has a single exon.
AUGAAAAUGAUUAUUAGAACACCAGUAAGAACAAAAACCAAAUCGUUCAAAGGGGACCAAAUAGAUUUCAAAUUUCCGUCUAACGAGAGCUUGCCAAGAGGAACGUUGGAGGAGUAUCAUUUGAAUAACCAUCAUCUUCUGAACGAUGUUUUGGCUGCAGAAAAUCCACUCACGCAUGAUGAAGACACCAACUCCCAAAUUUUAUCUGAUUAUACUUCUGCCUCCAAUACAAAUACUAAUUCUGGUUACUCAUCGAACGGAUAUUAUUCGUUUGCUAAUAUUUCCGAUAACACAACAUCUUCUCCAUGCGUUAUUGCUAGCCAGAAUGAAGCCGCUAACAGAUUAAUAUGCCCAGAUUCGAAUAAACGCGACUAUUUUGCUUCUCAUGACCUACAGGGCAAUGACUGUCUACAUUACAGUACCUCAAGUGUGGUAAAAAAUCAGCUGCAUUCAAUGGAGGUAAUUCCAGAGGGGAACGCGACGGGCUCAGUGGUAACGCCUUUGCAGACCAUUCCAACGGCGGAAAACGUUUCCUACGAUAUUUCAUUGUCAUCUGUACCUUCGCUACUGCCAAAGGAAACAACAUCUAAAAGCGCAAUUCUGCAACCAAUGCAGGAAGCCAAACCAAAAAUUGAACCAAAAUCAGAAAAACAUACCAAGGUUGAAAAGCUAGCAAGCAAUCCAGUACCGAACCCUAAAAGGAAGCUUGAUAGAGUACCUACCAUAAAACGCGUCGAGUCUUUGAAAUCUUCCAAUUCUAGAUAUAGUUCAAGUAUCAGCAGCAGGUCAACCAGUGCACAUUGCGGUUUAAAGAGAUCAAAGGCUAUUAGAUGCAAAGGUGGUCUCUUGUAUUAUUUCACCUCUUUGGGAAUUAAGAUAAAAAAAAAACUGCGCAGAUUAAGAUCAGUUAUAAGGAAAAGACUGUUUUCAUUUAACGAUCAAAAAGUUACGUCCACUCUGAAUUCCAAAAACUCUAAAUCCAAACUCCAGCAUAAGAAGCUGCUGAAAAAGGGACAGGGAAACUUAGCUACCGGUAACGAUGCCUCCAAUAUUCGCCGAAAGAGGGCGCAAAGAUACGUAUCCAAUUUGCAAAGAUCGAUAUCAUCAAAGUCUUUGGUGCCAGUAUUGGCCCCACAAAAAAUCACUACUCCAUUAAGAAUUGAUACAAAGUUUGAAGCAAAACUGCUCAACUCCGGGGACCUUAAAAUGCAACCAAAGACACCAAAGAGCCCUAUGGCAAGUUAUACUCCAUCGUUAAGAAGAACAAAUUCUUCCAUCAGAAGAGCUGCUUCUAUCUUGACCGCAUCUGCCAGUGUGACACCAGUCAAUAACAGGAACUCCUUCAUUUCUGUAACGGGGAGCAUUAAUCAUGCUGUCACUCGCAACAGUAGCGCUUACUCUAGAUCAAGAUUGGUAAGGUCAAAACCUUCAACAUCGCUGAAUGCUAUUGCUAGGCAACCUUCCAUUGUAGUAGAAAACAAAGUUAUUCCGCUGUCUGUGAAUCGAUAUUCUAUUAAGGAGGAAGAUGAAUAUGUCAUUGACACUAGUUCUAUGAGAGAAUUAUCCCCUGUUAAUAGCGUUUCCUCAUCUGAUUAUGAUAGAAAAUCAUUGGGCAGCCAUUCUAACUAUGCGGAUGCAGUGGAAACAGUAGAAGCAAUGAGCGACAACGAAAUAAAAAGCAACAGUGUCACUCAAGGUUCAACUGAAGAAGACGAGAUUGUUUCUAAUGAGAUGAGUUACAAUUUAAUGAAGCAUUAUUUGAGCACGGUCAUUGCACAAAGAAUCAUGCUCAGAGUGCAAAUCGCUCGCUUACAGGAUCCUAAGAACAAUUCAAUCUAUAUGGAUAAAUCAAUGGAAACAAACUCAACAAUCUACGAAGAUCUGGUCGAUUCUCUAUUGACUGAAUACGAGGCCGACGGCAGCUCCUCCCAAAUACUUGAAAGCUUUUCAGUGAUGGAUGAGGAUGAGGAUGAGGAUGAGGAAGAAGAAGAAGAAGAAGAAGAAGAAGAAGAAGAAGAAGAAGAAGAAGAAGAAGAAAGUUUGUUGGAAGAAGCAGAUGAAUUAGUGGAGUUAAGCCCAACGAGAAACGAAAGAGGAUUGAGUAUAACUUUAAGAUCUCCAUUCGCCAUGCUAAACUCAGCCUACUCAAACAGCAUUUUAUCAUUACCCACUGGAGCAGUCAAAAGAUCAUUAACUCUUCCUGUUGGCAUAAAAAUAUAA